This is a messenger RNA of Elephantulus edwardii (Cape elephant shrew), 1674 nucleotides long. RefSeq names its product PET112 homolog (yeast) (gene GATB). The transcript has 13 exons. Gene Ontology annotation, molecular function: glutaminyl-tRNA synthase (glutamine-hydrolyzing) activity. The record is from RefSeq and is a predicted model, not a curated record. Gene Ontology annotation, biological process: mitochondrial translation; glutaminyl-tRNAGln biosynthesis via transamidation. Lineage: Eukaryota; Metazoa; Chordata; Mammalia; Macroscelidea; Macroscelididae. The coding region runs from base 1 to 1674 and encodes 557 amino acids.
AUGGCGGCGCCCAUGCUUCGCUGCUACACUGUUGGAAGAUGUUGGGGUUCAGCCUAUGUAGACGGAGUCACUCGCUACGGAUGCAGGCUUCCGAAUCUUUUCACACUCAGCGGCAUGAAAGGACAGAGCUCAAUGGCUCUGCAGCCCUUAACUACAGCCCAGAAGCCGAGGAAAAGUGAAUGUGAAUGGGCCGCUGUGGUAGGCUUGGAAAUUCAUGCACAGAUUUCUUCCAACUCUAAACUCUUCUCUGGAUCUCAGGUCCUCUUUGCAGCACCUCCAAAUUCUUUGGUUUCCUUUUUUGAUGCAUCUCUGCCUGGGACUUUGCCGGUUCUCAACAGGAGAUGUGUAGAAGCAGCCGUCAUGACAGGCCUGGCACUGAACUGUCGCAUAAACAAGAAGUCCUUGUUUGACAGGAAGCACUACUUCUAUGCCGACCUCCCUGCCGGCUACCAGAUUACCCAGCAGCGGCUCCCGAUUGCUGUGAAUGGGAGCUUGGCAUACAGCAUGCGUGUGGGGAAUAAGCAGAGCCAGGUGGUCACCAAGACUGUGAGGAUCAAGCAGAUCCAGCUGGAGCAAGACAGCGGCAAGAGCCUCCAUGACCACCCGCGGUCUCAGACGCUCAUUGACUUGAACAGAGCGGGAGUUGGACUUCUGGAGGUAGUCAUGGAGCCUGACAUGACCUGUGGAGAAGAGGCAGCAACAGCAGUCAGGGAGCUGCAGCUGAUCCUUCAAGCCCUGGGGACGAGCCAGGCAAAUAUGGCAGAGGGUCAGCUGAGAGUGGACGCCAACAUCUCUGUGCAUCGCCCAGGGGAGCCUUUCGGUGUCCGCACGGAAGUGAAGAACCUCAACAGCGCCAGGUUCUUAGCUAAAGCGAUAGACUAUGAAAUUCAGAGGCAAAUCAAUGAACUUGAGAAUGGAGGCGAAAUUCUGAAUGAAACCCGCUCAUUUGAUUCCAGACUGGGGUGCACCAUGCCAAUGAGAGACAAAGAAGGAAAGCAAGACUACAGGUUUAUGCCAGAACCCAACCUGCCCCCCUUGGUGCUCUACGACACCGCCUCCCUGCCCGCUGGGGCUGACUCUCAACAAGUCAUCAAUAUCGACUACAUUCGGGAGAGGCUGCCCGAGCUCCCUAGGGUGACCCGAGAGAAGCUCGUUCAACAGUACGGGAUGCUGCCGGAACACAGCUUCACCUUGCUGAAUGAAGUUGGACUACUGGAGUUCUUCCAAAGUGUGAUAAAAGAAACUAGGGCAGAGCCAAAAUUGGUGACGAGUUGGGUCCUCAACACUUUGCUGGGCUAUUUAAAGCAACACAGCUUGGCUGUCAGUGAGAGUCCUGUCACCCCCUCUGCCCUGGCGGAGCUUCUCACCCUGCUGGACAGCAAAGUGAUCACGUCAGAUGCAGCUAAGCAGGUGUUUGAGGAGCUGUGGCAGAGUGGUGGGAAGACAGCAGCACAGAUUGUCUCUGAGAAGAAGCUGGAGCUGAUGCAGGAUCAGGAGGCGCUUGCGCAGCUCUGCCUGGAUGUCAUGGAGGCGCAUCCUCAAGUGGUAAUGGUCGUGAAGAAUGGAAACCCCAGAGCUAUAAACAAACUCAUCGGGCUGGUCCGAAAAGCAACUCAGAGCCGAGCUGAUCCAACUGUGAUAAAGAAGAUCCUGGAAGAGAAGCUGUGUUCCUGA